Messenger RNA from Bursaphelenchus xylophilus (pine wood nematode), 8411 nucleotides. NCBI's taxonomy places the organism in Eukaryota, Metazoa, Nematoda, Chromadorea, Rhabditida, Aphelenchoididae. The record is from the annotation of a GenBank genome assembly.
AUGGCUUUGCGAUUUGAACGAGAGCCCUCGUAAGUCUGCCAUAAGUAAGCUCUGUCAAUCUCAAAAAAUUAAUUUUUCACAUUUUUUAAAAAUUUUUCAUUUUUGAUAAGCACUUUUAAAAUACGAUGCGUUCCCCUAUUAGUUAGCUUUUUUAGGUUUUCAAAAAAUAAUAAGGCCUUAUUUUGAGUGGUCGAAAGUAAAUACUUAUUCCAAGUUGAUUGAAAUUUGAAGUGACAUACUCAGCGAUACGAAAAGCCUGAAAAUAAUUAAUAUGGGCAUUUAAAAUAGACUGCGUUUAAUCUAAUUAGUGGGCCGGGAAUUAAAAUUUAUUACCAUUUUGGGGCAACAAAUGAAAAACAAAUUUUUUUGAAAAAAUAUGUCAUCACGACGCAUUUUUUAAAUUUAAAAAAUUAAUUUUUUCUUGUUGUAUAAAAAUUUUCAAAACGAAAUUUUUUGAAUUUUGAACGCUUAUAAUUCUGUUGUUUCUGCAUAACGCGAGCCAAAAUUUUCAGGAUAUUCUUACAGUAUUGUAAAUUGAUAUUUUACAAAAUUUUAUAAAAUUUGGGAUAUUUCAAUAUAUUGUAUACUAGAGGCGACACAAAAGUUUUUUCUUUAAAAAAAAGUUCUCCGAAAUGACCGAAUUUUAAACAAACCAGUCUGUCGUUAUAAUAGACAUAAAAUACGACUAUUUUCCGCGCGUCCCCUACUGUAAAACCAGUUUUCUCCACAGUUCAAAAUUCAAAGCCGGCCGGUGAAAACAAUUCAAUCAAUAAAUGUCAUUACCAACUUUUCCUCGCUACUUUUUCUGCUCACGAAAACUGAAAGUGGACGCGACCUUUUGUCGCUGCAUUCGGAAUGCCAUCUCAAUUAAUCAUCAUGGAAAGAAUAACAUAGUCCGAGCGUGAUAUUAUCGUUUCGGGUCGGUGUUCGCAGGCUUCUGAUACUUUUCUGGCGGCUAGAUUGAGUCCGUACUCUAAAUAAAUCAGAAAUCAAUCCAUAAAAUUCCGAGGUCGUAUUUUUCGCUGAACAUGGGCCAGUUUUCUGCUGAAUGAGGUUAGGUACCCAUAUUUUCUCAAAGCUUUUCUUGUGCACUCAUAAGGGAAGUCACUUUUUUCGCAGAUCGAUCCAUACUGGUGAUCUAGUGGACUGUGAAGGCCUCAGGCUGUGUAAGAACUUCUCCGAUCCCGUUUUUUGGAGGGUCUUUUCGGAACCUUUUUUGCGCGAACUUUGAUGAGCCAUAACUCUGCUCUCAGGGCCCGUAAACACUUUUGGACGCCAGAUUCUUCUUACACAGCCUGAGGCCUUUACUGUCCACUAGGUCAUCAGUAUGGAUCGAUCUGCGAAAAAAGUGACUUCCCUUGUCAGAGCCAGCCACGUACAGUGGGGGACCUGAUCCAGUGGCAAAAAACGUACUAUCUUCAAUCCGGGAAGCAUAAAAAAUGUGGCAAAAUGCCUCUCACUCCAAGUGAAAAAACAUCGUUUUGAAGGGCGCGCCCUUUCCCUCACAAAAAGACCGUCCGCGCUUUCAAAUCGGAGCUUUUUUACUUGGAGAGGGAAGCAUUUUGCCACAUUUUUGAUACUUCCCGGAUGCAAAAUGGUACGUCUUUUGCCACUGGAUCAGGUCCCACACUGUGUCAGUUUUUGAACGUCAGGUUGCACUUCCCUUCAGUGGCCGAAAUAUUCAACAAUCUUCUUUUUAAGAGAGCGCCUAGAAUGAGGAGAGUCGUCCAGACGAGAAACAGCGUAUAACUUUUUGUAGGGUAUAAUUUGUUUUUCUGCUUGGAAAAAUCUAAUUUUUUGUUGAAAAUUUGUUUGCCACAAUAGUAAUUCAGGCUGAAAUUUGAAAGCCAAAAAAAUCGCAAAAAUUUUUUUGGGCAAAUUUUGAGCAAUAAAUCUCGGUGUUUUCGGGAAAGCGCGAGCUGGAUAAUUUUUCAGAAUUCUUAGAAAAUGAUGUUCUAAAUUUGACACAGCCUUCAGCCAACUUUUUUCCCCACGUCAUAACUUCCUUUAUGAGGGAGUCUUCUCGGCGAGAGAGCACCCGACACGAAGAGAGUCGGUCAGACAAAAAAAUGGUUGUUGUCCAAAAACCGUUGUCUUCAGAACGGAAAAAACAGAUUUUUUAUGGAAAUAUUGUCUUCUUUACGCCUACAAAGCAGCUACUUUUAUCCGUGCUUUUUACGGUGUAGAAAAUAAAAUUCCAAAAAAAAACAUUUUUUUUAUCCACUGUAGCGAUAAGCAGAGAUUGCCACAGCUCCGGACUCCGGAGCGGCCAGGCUUCUCAGCGUUCAGAAAAGUAAAAUUUUCAUGAUCUUGUUAAACCAAAUUGCUUGAAAAAUACUGGGAAGGAUGCGUUGCAUACAACUUGAUUGCAAAAACGUUGGUUGUAUGAUCUCUGGCACUAAUAACGUUUAUCUUUGAAAAAAUAUUUUAAAAAACUUUUUUGCACGGGAGCCGGGAGCCGGAGCCGCAGACCUUUUUAAGUUUUUCAUGAGCCGGAGCCGGAGCUGCAAAUUUGGCCUCGGCUCCGGCUCUGGGAGCUAAUUGUAAGUGCCGGAGCCGGAGCCGAAAUUUUGACCGUGGCAAUCUCUGGCAAUAAGUCGAUUGGAAAAUAUGAUGACAUUCUACAAACUUGCUGAAAAUCAUUUUCCUGCUUGUAAUUUGGCCGGCUUUGUUUUCGCGGCCGGACAAAAAGAAACUCUUUUGAUUCAAAAGUUGCUGCACUUCCAGUUCGGCCCGUACAAAACCCCGAUUCUUCUCAUGUCAUCAUUAAAUUACAAAAAUGUAUCCUCAGAUCGCUAUCGACCUCAACGACUUCUCCGAAAGCGACUGACAAGACAAAUGUAUUUUUUUUCGUCGGAGGAAAGAAAACAAGGUAAAAAGUUUGCACGUCGGCAACUCAAAAUAGUAACGCAAUUUUUUGACCGGUCAAUUUUCAAAUCUGACUUUUGAAAGUUGCCAAAAAAUAUGUCAUUAUGACGAAUUUUUAAGACGAUUUUUUGGGUUAAAAAAUUAUAUUUUUUUAUUUGAAUAUUCAAAUUUUUGAAACUAAAAAAAUUAAGAAAAAAUAUGUCAUUAUGACGGAUUUUUUGAUAUUGUCAAAAAAUACGUCAUUAUGACUGAUUUUUAAACGAUUUUUUGGGAUAAAAAAUUAUAUUUUAUAUAUUUUUUAUUUGAAUAUUCAAAUUUUUUAACACAAAAAUUCGAAAAAAUAUGUCAUCAUGACGGAUUUUUUUAUGUUGUAAAAAAAAUUGUCAUUAUGACGAAUUUUUUAGAAUUAAUUUUUUCAAUUUGAAAAUUUGAAUUUUUUGAAUUUUUUCAAAAAAAAUCCCGUCAGGAUGACUCAUUUUGUGUUAAAAUCUUUGGUUUGUAAAAUACGAUUGAUUUUAAUGCAGUGUCUUUAUUUUUUUUUCACUUUAUUUGAAUUCUCAAAAUUACAGUACCCCAUGGUCCAAUUCAAAUUCCAAAAAAAACCGCACCGUUGCCAUUCUUCGGUUCAUAACCUCGGACGGUCGAGAAAAAGUCCGGUUUUUUGCCGCCAUCAACGGGUUUCAUCUCUGUUUUCGGGCAUUCCGUCGAUGAAACUUUUUUGCGGAGAAAACCCGUCUGGCCUUUCAAAUUUUUUGGGGGUCUCUGAGAUCAAGAUCGGCGCGAAACAAUUACGGCACAGUUCGAAUGUCGGCAUUUCGAACGAACUUGCAUAAAAGGUUAAUGGAAAAUUAACCUCUUUACAGUCGGGUUGGUUCAAAAAUUAGGGUUGAAAUUGAAAGUUUUCUAAAAAAUUAAUGCAAGUGUUCAAAGCGCGGCAUUCAUAUUGGCUUCAAAUUUUUCUCAAGCAUGGCACACAGGAUACAAAUCAAUCUCUAGAAAUCUUAGCUCUCGCUUUGCAGGGUCAGCUGAGAAAAAAGAACGCUAAAAUUUGGAUGAAAUUUGCAAAGAAAGUCUCAGCUGUGACGCUCAGAUUUCCUUUCAAUUUUGCACACAGGUUAAGUCAAGCUCACAUACUAAUUUCUAAAAAUUUUAGCUCGCGCCUUGCAGGGAGAGCCGAGAUAUUCCACGCUCUUUGUCGGCGAGAGAGCGCACGAAAUGCGGAGAGCGGUCAGAGAGAAACUACUGCUUCAAAGUUAGGAAUCUUGUCUUGUAAAUCACAGCUUCGCUAAGCCUCGAGCGAGUAUAUCCGAGAGGAAAAUAACAGAGGAGAUAUUCACUGCUGUCUUCGGUAGAAACAUGGCUAAAAUUAUCAAGGAUAAGCCGGAAAAAAUAUAAAAUUUUGGCGAACUCUCGGGCUAAAAAACUUGGUGAUUUCUGGAAAAUGUUUGCUUGGAAUGUCGAAUACGUCCCAACUAUUAUACAUCGAAUUUUGUGUCAGGUUUCACUAAGAUCUGAGUGUCACACUUUGAUCAAUUUCCUCUUGAAAAAAACAAUUUUUUAUUUUUUUACGUCUGUCCGAUUUUCAACGUAUUUUACCUCAACUUUUCAAACUUGUAAUACAAGAACAGUCCACUCACAGGGGAAGUACUCCAAGUGCGAAUCUCAGAUUUUUUUGAAACUUGGCACAAAUUUAGAAUAAUUUUUUCUAAGAUAUAUGCGAGAAUCCUGGUUGCAGAAACAACCGAGAUUUUUAAAUCGAAAGUCGGCCAAAAUUUAGGACUUUUUGCCGAAUUUCGGAAAGAAAAGUUUCAUGCCUAUUUCUACCGUAAAGGAUAAAGUUUUAAACAUCUUUUUAAACAUCAAUCUAACCUUUGGCGUAUUUUACCUCAAUUUUUCAAACUCUUCAUGCAAUAGCAGUCCACUCAGAAUUAAAUCUUUUUGGCAUUUUUUGAUUUUUAAACAUUUUCCUCCAAAAAACUUUGAUUCAUCCACAAUAACAUCAUCAAUCUCCUUUAUAAUUCGACUAAAAUUGUGAAUUACUUUGCUGAUUUAUUACCACUUCUUUAUAAACACAAGAUAAACUGAAAAACCAUCCAAUCAAAGAAUUUCCUUCCCUCCGGUUCUAAUCUUAUUAUAGGCUCCGCCCCCUUCCGUUGUGGCCCGCGGAAAGGAAGGAAGAAGCCCGGUUUUUUGGGAAGCGCAUCAAAAUUCGGAAGAGGCGGAUCGGCAUGGGCCUUGCAACUUUGCGCUCGGAAGAUUGUUUUUUGCGGGCGGAGGAUUGGCAAUAAAUUUUUGGGGAGCUUUUAUUUUCCGGGGUUACGGUAGAUGCAGAUGAUUUUGGUAAAAUACGCAAGAAUAGAGCUCCGAAAAAAAGAUUUUUAGGAAUUUUGGGGAUUAAAAAGGAGGGUUUGAAUUUGAUUUUUAUUUUUUUUUCAGGAUUUUUGAGAUUUUUUGGGGGAAAAUUGGAAAAUUUUACUUUUUUUUUGAAAUCUUUAGUGAGCUUGGAGAUUGCAAAAGCGUUUGAAAAAAAAUUUGGGUAUAACUUUGAACUAAAAAUCUUGUCUUUGAACCAUUUUGAGGCCAGAAAAUUUGAAAAAACAAAAAAAUCUCAAUUCAAUUUUUUUCAAAACUCCGAAUUUUUUUUUUUUGAAAUUGUGACAACGGAUGAAAUAUACAGUCUCUAAACUCUCAAAAAUGUUUUUGACAUUGAUUUUUGCGGGUUAAAAAACAUUGAAAAUUCUUUCUUUUGCCAAAAAAAAAAUCCGAAAUUUGUGAAAUUUGACAAUUUUUUGACGCAAAAUUUUAGUCAAAAAUGUCGUGCUACAUUUUUAUCACCCCUAUCAAUUCAAAUUUCGUAUUUUACCAUAAUUUUUUGCAAAAAAAUCGUUAUUUUUCAUGAAAUUUUUUGGAUUAUAAAAAAAAUUUCGUUUCGUAUUUUACAGUUUUUUUGGUCAAAUUAAAUAAAAUUAACAGUAAUUUUCAGGAGAAUGGAGACAUUUUGGCAAGUUCUGGCCAAGGGGGCAUUAGAGAAUUCGAUGAAUUUAUCGAAUUCUUCCUUUUUCCAACCCCAGCCUUCCUUCAAUCAGAUGAACAGCAGUGUUAUUGCUGAGAACUCGGCCUGGUCCACAUCGUCAAAUUCUUCAGAGACUGAGAUUCUGGAGUACCCAGCACUUCCGAAGAGUAAUAAUAGCGCUUCAAGUAAGUGUAAUAUAAUUUUUUGACGAUAAGAUCAAAAAAAAAAAAAAUUUUUUUUUUUGAUUUUUUAUCGUUGUAAUUGUAAUAGUUUACAAUUACAUUUUUUUAAAAUAUUUAAAAAAAAUAAAAAAAAAAUAAAUAAAUCUAAAUUUUCAAAUUUCCAAACGUUAAUAACUAAAAUAAUCUAAAAAUUUUCAUUUCCAGCCCACGACGGAUGUGCCGAGAGCCUGGCAAGUAAACGGCGUCGAACUAGGACCAACUUUACGGCUUGGCAACUUGAGGAAUUGGAAAAUGCGUUCGAAGCCAGCCAUUAUCCCGACGUUUUUAUGAGAGAGGCUCUGGCUAUGCGCUUGGAUUUGCUGGAAAGCAGGGUUCAAGUAAGUUUAGUUAUACUCACAUUUGACGAUUUGAUUUUACAUUUUUUUUAAAUUUAAAAAGAUUUUUUUUGAGAUUUUUUUUUCAAAAAAUAUGUCAUCAUUACUUUGGAAAUGACAAGAAUCACCCAGGGAUUGUCAAAAAUCUUUACCAACUUUCUUUGACCACUUUUUAUAUUGCACUUUCCCAAUACGGCGAAAAGAAAUAUUACCUAUAAGUGAUUCGAAAAGAACUUUUAUUUACUUAUAAAAACUUGAAGUUUUUAUAAGUAAAUAAAAGUUUUUAUAAGUGAUUUUGAGCUCCCUGUGUGGGUAAAAACAGAAUUUUUCAAAAAAUCUCAUAAAAAAUUAAAAAAUCGGUCAUCAUGACAUCAAAUGCAAAACCAAGUAUUAUUAUGAGCAAUAAAAGAUAUUUUUAUACUGACAGGGGAAGUACUCCAAGUGCGACGCUCAGAUUUUGAUGAAACUUGGCACAAAUUUAGAAUAAUUUUUUCUAAAGUAUAUGCGAGAAUCCUAGCUCGCGCUUUGCAGAAACAAUCGAGAUUUUUAGAUCGAAAGUCGGUUAAAAUUUAGGACUUUUUGCUAAAUUUCGGCAUGAAAAGUUGCAUGCUUAUUUCUACCAUAAAGGAUAAUGUUUCUACAAAAAAUAAAAAUUUUCCGCUCGAAACUACCAAAGUUAUGGCCAAAAAGCGCUCUUUUCUCUGACCGCUCUCCACGUUUAGCGUACUCUCUCGGCGGCAAAAAUCGUUCAAUAUCUCGGCGGCGCCCGCAAAGUGCGAGCUAAAACUUUCAGGAAUUGAUAUUUAGUCCAUGUCCGACGCGUGCGCAAAAUUUUGAGAAAAUCUGAGCGUCGCACUUGGAGUACUUCCCCUGUGAGUAUAUCACCAUUUCCAAGAAAUAUUUUUUCAAAAAAGUUGCGAAAAUGCUGUUUUUUCAUCCAAAAAAUCCCAUUUUCCUCAAAAAAAUUAAAUCCUCACUCAAAAAACAAUUGGAAUGCUGGCUACUUUGUCCGGGUCUCCUUUAUUCAUCGCGCGCCAAAACUUUUUUGUCCGGAUCCAUUUCGAAUUUUAAAAACUUUGGCUAAUUUUUUGGGGCUUUGUUAGGCAAAUUAUGGAUGAACGGAAAGUUUUGGAAAAUAUUUUAGUGGUUUUUUGAGGGACAAAGAGAAAUUUCGAGGCAAUUACACAACGAUUUUUUUGAAGAAAAAAAAUUUUCAAUGAAAAAAACGUUUUUUGAGGAAGUUACAAAAAAUAUGUCAUGAUGACAUAUUUAUUUUUAAUUUUUUUUUUCAAAAUGAUUUUUAUAGGCCUCAAAUUAUUUUCCGGAAUUUUUAGCAUACGAUUUUCAAUUUCAGCCGAGAUAUAACAAUCCUUUUAUGAGAGACUGUGGAAAAUGGGGAGGCGGAUAUAGAAAAAGUCGUUUUUUGGCCAUGAUAUGGACUUAUGGACUUUAUAUGUGCGAGAAACAGAUUUUUUUGUUCUACUACACAUGUCUCAUCUUUCUACUACAUAAGUCGCCAUUUUUCAUUUUGAAAAUCGAAAAGAAACAGCUAAAUUUCUUCAACUUUUGGGUUAAAAUACGCGAUUUACACUUUUGUUAAAUCUUUUCCUCAAAAAAUUGUUAAAAAUUAUAAAAAUUCCAUGGCUACUUCACCUCUCAGAACCACCAUUUUUUCAGGUCUGGUUUCAAAAUCGUCGCGCCAAAUGGAGAAAAAGAGAGCGUUCGGUUCGAGGAGAGUCGACUGCAGCCAAACGAGAUCACCAAUCGGCUUCGACGGAUCCACAAAGCACAAAUAAAGGCUCAUUCAGUGUGGAGAGUAUCUUAGCGGCCUCUAAAGUGCCUCGAGGAAGACGGCCGAACGCCAAAUAUCCGCGGGUUCAGGCCUGCAAAAGUGUGUCGCCAUUUUUGCUGCCGUUGUUUCAAAUGAGUCAACCGACUGGAGCGACCUUUAAAUUUGAGGAAAACACUGUCUGA